AUGGGUAACGCUGAUACAAAAUUGAACUUUAGAAAAGCUGUAGUGCAGCUUACAUCAAAGACGCAGCCUAUCGACGCGACCGAUGAUAGUUUUUGGGAUCAAUUCUGGUCGGAGAGUGUAACAAACAUUCAGGAUGUGUUUGCAUUGGUACCUGGUGCUGAAAUACGAGCGCUACGUGAGGAGUCGCCUAACAACUUGGCUACCCUUGUGUACAAGGCCGUUGAAAAGCUGGUGAAAACUGUAGACAGCAGUUGCAGAACACAUCGGGAACAACAGACCGCUCUGAAUUGUGCACGUCUUCUGACGCGGGUCCUACCAUACAUGCUAGAGGAGCUGGAGUGGCACAGUUUCUUCUGGUCAUCACUCCCUGCAGCCGCUGAAAAUGAAUCUGUGCCACUUGCGCAGUCACUCAUCAACGCAAUUUGUGAUCUACUGUUUUGUCCGGACUUCACAGUGGCCAGCACAAAGAGAUCGGGCCCGGAGCGUGCCGAGGAGUUGUCUUCAAUGGACAGCUGCGAGUACAUUUGGGCCGGGGGGGUGGGGUUCGCUCGCAGUCCGGCAAGGAACGCGCAACACGAGGCGGCGCGCACGGAACUGCUGCGCCUGCUGCUCACGUGCUGCAGCGAGACCAUCUACAAGCCCGCGCACCAGGCCGCCUCGCACCACAACAAGUGGAUCGCGUACUUGACGAGUGCAGACAAUCGUCACGCCUUGCCACUGUUCACGUCUCUGUUGAACACUGUAUGCUCGUACGACCCAGUUGGAAUUGGUUUGCCCUACAACCAUCUUCUCUUCGCCGAUACAGUUGAGCCACUGGUUGAGGUAGCGCUGCAGAUGCUCAUCGUCGCUCUGGACCACGACACGAGCAACGCCGUCAGUGAAUAUUCAGACGAAAAUCUCCCGGAUAACCUGUUCAUAAAUUACCUGUCCCGUAUCCACCGUGACGAGGACUUCCAGUUUGUUCUUCGAGGCGUUACGCGACUUCUCAAUAACCCAUUAGCGCAAACUUAUCUACCAAACUCGGCUAAAAAAGUCGCGUUGCAUCAAGAGCUUCUCGUGCUCUUCUGGAAGAUGUGCGACUACAACAAGAAAUUCAUGUACUACGUUCUAAAGAGUAGCGACGUCCUUGAGGUGCUGGUACCGAUACUGUUUCACUUGAACGACUCCCGAGCCGAUCAAUCUCGCGUUGGACUGAUGCACAUUGGUGUGUUCAUCCUGCUGUUGCUCUCGGGCGAGCGCAACUUCGGCGUGCGGCUGAACAAGCCGUACACGGCGACGGUGCCGAUGGACAUCGCUGUGUUCACGGGCACGCACGCCGACCUGCUGGUGGUGGUGUUCCACAAGAUCAUCACCACGGGCCACCAGCGCCUGCAGCCUCUCUUCGACUGCCUGCUCACCAUACUCGUCAAUGUGUCACCAUAUCUGAAAACCUUGUCUAUGGUCGCGUCCACAAAGCUCUUACAUCUGCUGGAGGCGUUCAGCACACCGUGGUUCCUUUUCUCGCAGCCGCACCACUACCAUCUCGUGUUCUUCCUGCUCGAGAUGUUCAACAACAUGAUACAGUAUCAGUUUGAUGGCAACUCGAACCUGGUGUACACGAUCAUACGCAAGCGUAGCGUGUUCCACGCGCUGGCCAACUUGCCGCACGAGCACACCGCCAUCGCGCGCUCGCUGGCCGCCGCGCGACCUGCUCGCCCUCCGCACAGGUCACGUAGCACUGAAUCAGUGCGCGAGGCGGCCAUGGAAGGGUCGCGGCCGGCGCAGCCCGCCGAGCCCGGCACGCUCAACGCCACGCUGCCCGACACGCCCGCAAUAACGGCAAUGACAGAGCGAGAAUCAGCUCACCCACGAGACCAGCUCCUACCGCAACGUAGCGGCGGUGACGGACAAGACGGGGAAAAGGAAGAAGACCAUAACGACAACAAGAAGCGAGACCACAAAGACCGAAAGAAUGAACGCCACGGAGACAGCGAUUCGCGCGAGAAUUGUUUGAAUAAUAAGGAGGGUUGGACCCCGACGGGCGAGUGGGUGGCGAGUUGGCGCGGGCGGCUCCCGCUGCAGACCAUCAUGCGGCUGCUGCAGGUGCUCGUGCCGCAGGUGGAGAAGAUCUGCAUCGACAAGGGCCUGACGGACGAGUCGGAGAUCCUGCGGUUCCUGCAGCACGGCACGCUGGUGGGGCUGCUGCCCGUGCCGCACCCCAUCCUCAUCCGCAAGUACCAGGCCAACGCGGGCACCGCCGCCUGGUUCCGCACCUACAUGUGGGGCGUCAUCUACAUACGGAACGUAGACCCUCCGAUAUGGUACGACACGGAUGUGAAACUCUUCGAGAUACAACGAGUUUGA
Messenger RNA from Parnassius mnemosyne (clouded apollo), 2343 nucleotides. Lineage: Eukaryota; Metazoa; Arthropoda; Insecta; Lepidoptera; Papilionidae. The record is from the annotation of a GenBank genome assembly.